Molecule: messenger RNA, 3459 nt
Organism: Syngnathoides biaculeatus (alligator pipefish)
Lineage: Eukaryota; Metazoa; Chordata; Actinopteri; Syngnathiformes; Syngnathidae
Gene: slc1a7b
Product: solute carrier family 1 member 7b
Exons: 10
Coding region: 128-1942 (604 amino acids)
Biological process (GO): L-glutamate transmembrane transport
Cellular component (GO): plasma membrane
Molecular function (GO): L-glutamate transmembrane transporter activity; glutamate:sodium symporter activity; neutral L-amino acid transmembrane transporter activity
Source: RefSeq, a predicted model, not a curated record
GGCCCAACAGGCGGGCGAGCGAGCGAGCGAGCAUGGCGGUGGCGUUGGACGCCGUUUGGCUGAGAGUGAAGAACGUCUGCAAACAAAAUGGCCUCCUCAUCAUGUCGGUGCUGGCCGUGGUCAUCGGAUGCCUCCUGGGAUUCUUCCUCAGAACGCGGCGACUCUCCGAGCAGGUCACGACCCCCGCGACGCGCUGGCAGAAGUGAAAUAUUUCCAGUUUCCCGGUGAGCUGCUGAUGAGGAUGCUGAAGAUGUUGAUUCUGCCUCUCGUCGUGUCCAGUUUGAUGUCCGGCCUGGCGGCGCUGGAUGCCAAGUGCUCCAGUCGGCUGGGCCUGAUCACCGUGUCCUACUACCUGUGGACCACCUUUGUGGCCGUCAUCGUGGGCAUCGUCAUGGUGUCCGUCAUCCACCCGGGCGGCGCCGCCCAGAAGGAGGACUCGGAGGACAGCGGGAAGCCCAUCAUGAGCUCGGCGGACGCACUGCUUGACCUCAUCCGAAACAUGUUUCCAGCCAACCUGGUCCAGGCUACCUUCCAACAGGUGACACAUACCGUAGAGAGCGCUUGUGAGCCAUUUUGUCUCCCAUCUUGUCGGUCAUUCGGUCCACGUCGUCCUCCGUCUCGUCCGCCAUCGUGUCCGCCGUGUUGGUCCGCCGCGUUGUCCCGAAGGCCUCCGCCACGUCUCGCGUGUCGCUGUGUACUUCUCCGUCAGUAUCGGACCAGCAGCGAGUACACCCUGCGGACCGAGACCACGUCGGCGGCCCAGACGCGACCGCUCAUCUACGGCAUCCGGGACGACAACGGGAGCGACGUCCGCAACUUCUCACUGGACCUGACUCCGCCUCCGGACGUGCUCGUAAGAACCCAGGAGGGAACCAGCGACGGGAUGAACGUACUCGGCAUCGUCAUCUUUUCGGCCACCAUGGGCAUCAUGCUGGGCAGGAUGGGCCCAAACGGGAGCGCCUUGGUCAACUUCUGCCAGAGUUUGAACGAGGCCGUGCUCAAAAUUGUCGCCAUUGUGAUUUGGUACUUCCCGUUUGGGAUCGUGUUCCUGGUGGCGGGCAAGAUCCUGGAAAUGAGCGACCCGUCGGCCAUGGGCAAGAAGUUGGGCUUCUACGCCGUCACGGUCGUCUUCGGCCUGGUGGUCCACGGCCUCUUCAUCCUGCCCGCCAUGUACUUCUUCAUCACCAAGAAGAGUCCCAUCGUCUACAUCCGCGGGAUCCUCCAGGCGCUGCUCAUCGCCCUGGCCACCUCGUCCAGCUCGGCCACGCUGCCUAUCACCUUCAAGUGCCUCCUGGAGAACAACCACAUCGACCGGCGCAUCAUCCGCUUCGUGCUGCCCGUGGGCGCCACCAUCAACAUGGACGGCACCGCCCUCUACGAGGCCGUGGCCGCCAUCUUCAUCGCGCAGGUCAACAACUACGAGCUGGACUUCGGCCAGAUCAUCACCAUCAGCAUCACAGCCACGGCGGCCAGCAUCGGCGCGGCGGGCAUCCCCCAGGCGGGCCUGGUUACCAUGGUGAUCGUGCUGACCUCCGUGGGCCUGCCGACGGACGACAUCAGCCUGAUCAUCGCCGUGGACUGGGCGCUAGACCGCUUCCGCACCAUGGUCAACGUCAUGGGCGACGCCCUGGCCACCGGAAUCAUGGCGCACAUCUGCAGGAAGGACUUCAUCAAGGAGGGAGACGGGGUGCCGCUCAUCUGCGAGAGCCGACCCGGUAACGUCGCGGCGCCCCCUCUGGCGAACUGUCACAACACCAACGGCAACUACCGCCUGCCGUUCAAGCACACGGCGGUCCCGCCCGAGGUGGUGCGCCUCAUGCGGCUGGAGGAGGGCGUGCGGCCGCCGCCCGACACGAGGAAGCCCCGCGUUCCUCCGCGACACCCCAAGAAGAACAAAGACCGGUUCGCGGUGGACAUGAACGGUCUGGAGACCAACGUGUGACGGUUGCAACUCGGCAUCUGCCGUUGCUGUCUUUGUUCCCGCUUCCGCGGAGGGAAGUUCAAAAGGAUGCGUGGUGUGCUCCGGGCGGACCGGAGCCACAAGCAGAACCUGACGACUACUGCUGCUGCUAUGAGGACGGGAUGACUUUGUGGAUCCGUGACGGGCAAAGUCACGAGUUUGAUUCUGCCUUAAGACUACUGAAGCUGUGACGCGCUCAUCAGUCCAGUGCACUGUUGAUCUUCAACCGUCCGUCAUUGGUGAAUAAGGGAAACAAAAAGAAGAAAAGAGUGAACGUGAGUGGCGCUGUGGGUGACUGGGCAAGCCUUCCUUCCUUCCCGCCUCACACUUCUGAGGUCCCGGGUUCAAUCCCGCACUCACCCCCCCCCCCCCCCCGGUAGCUUUGCUCCCCCAUCCCCAAAACAUGCAUUCAUUGGAGACUCUAAAUUGCGUGCGAGUGCGGCUGCUUUGUUUCUAUGUGACCGGCGACCAGCUGGCGACCGGUUCAGGGUGCGCCCCGCCUCCCGCGCGAAGAUACUCGGGAUCGGCUCCAGCACGCCCGUGACCCGUGUGAGGAUAAGUAGGGUAAGUGGAUGGGUAGCUGGAACCUAACCUGGCAGAAUUGAAUCCAUCGCAAGGGGACCGAAUCGUUCAGGGGUGAUCCAGUCGGUGGCCUGAGAAUGGAACAAACUGGAUGCAUGAGACCAUUCUCAGGCGUUACCGUAAGAUGAGAGAGCGCUUCCGCGCCACCCGAGGGUCUUGCUAUGAUGUGCUGUGAUGUCCUCCGUCCUUCCAUCUCUCAGCAUUGUUGGAAAAUACUGACGCUAAUUCAAAAAAUGGACUUUGUAUCUGCAUGUCUUGAUUUUUUUUUUUUGUUAAGGUCUCGAUAUUGAAGGAGUAUGUUUGGAAGUCUAAAAAAAUAGAAACAUUGAUUAUCUGGCUCCACCUUGUCCGUUACAAUAUGAACAAAUAUUCAAUGGCUGCAUCAUUAAAAGUGAUGAAAAAUCUAGAAACGUUUAGUUUCAUGAGGUCUCCCUUCAGCGCCACCUUGAGUUCAGUGGCCGCACGCCGUGCCCAUUUUUUUUUUUUAUUUUAUUUUUACCCUGUCACACGGGCAAGGAGAGUCGCGGUCGCGGUCGCAGUUCGAGUGGGACCAACUCCGAGCAGACCUGGACUCCUCUGAUCGUCGCUUAAGUCACUCAAUACCCACGUAAAGGCAAGAACUUAAGUGGAAAAGCGGACCAACGAAGCAGAAAAAUCCAACUUCGAAGCUGUUUCGACUGCACAGAAUGGAGCUGGCGACCUGGAGGAAUACACGGACGCUGUUGCACCUUGCAUCGUUUCUGUGAAAGUGAAAAUGUGCGUAGCGACGAAGACAUGAAGCGCGUUCAACAACGAGCCGCGCUUCACAGGAACAUUUCUGUACGUCUCCGUCUCCAAAACUCCUGAGAAGGUUGCCCGUAUCCUCCUCGCCGCCAGACGCGAGACGAGAGCAGGCGGAUUCCUCCUCUUCCUGGUCA